AUGGCCGAAGGCAAAGACGACCCCCAGCAGGGGAUUGAGGUAACACCUCAUCAGGGCAUUGAGACAGCCCCUGUCGAGGGAAUCGAGGUAGCGCACAAACAGCAACCAAAAGUUGACAUGGGAGAGUACGAGAGCAAGCAAGAUAUCUCACAUGUCGAAAAGGUUCUCUCGGCAUCCGAUGAUCUCGCGAAGGAUAACAUGGACAUCACCCGUGUGGAUAAGGAAAUCCAAGCAUAUGCCGCCCACAGUCAGGUGGAAAUUGACGAUGCCACCAACAAGCGCCUCAAACGCCUGAUUGAUCGCCGUGUCCUUGUUGUCAUGAUUUGCACAUAUUUCCUACAGGCUUUGGACAAGGGGACUAUGUCGUUCUCUGCUAUUAUGGGGAUUAAGGAUGACGCGAAUCUGAAUGAUGGGCAAAAGUACUCCUGGUUGACUACCUGUAUUUACAUUGCUGUUCUCAUCGUCGAAUAUCCCACCAACUGGAUCAUCCAAAGAGUCCCACUCGGCAAAUACCUGGGUAUCAACAUCUGUCUAUGGGUCAUUGUUCGUACCCUCCUGGGUAUCUUUGAGGCUUGCUGCCAGCCCAUUUUUGUGACUCUUUCUUCGAUGUGGUACAAGCGAGAGGAACAAGCGGCCACGGUGACAUACUGGUACAUGAUGAACGGUGCACAGCAGAUUGUCGGUGGUCUAUUGGCAUACUGUUUCACCCUUAUUGGAGCAGACAAGGUGCUCAAGUCUUGGCAAGCACUCUUCCUGACAUACGGAUGUAUCUCCGUUCUUUGGGGAAUCUUCGUCAUUUGGUAUAUGCCUGACUCCCCCAUGCGUGCGAAGUGUUUCAGCGAGGAAGACAAACGUCUUAUGGUAGAACGUCUGCGUUCUAAUCAGACAGGUAUUCAGAACAGAAAGUUCCAUGCAUACCAAAUGUGGGAGGCGUUCCGCGAUCCACAGAUGUGGUGUUAUUGUGCUGUUCAAAUGUUCACCACUCUUCCUACAAGCGGUCUAGGCGCAUUCUUUGGUAUUAUUGUCUCCAGCUUCGACUUUACUGUGUUGCAAACCCAGCUGCUUGCUAUGGUGCUGGGCGCUUACAUUAUCAUUGUGCUGUUGUCGUCCGCAUGGCUGGUGAACAAGUUCAAGCAGAACACGAUCGUGAUGUUGUGCUUCAUCAUUCCGUCUUUCAUCGGAACCAUUGUUCUUAUAACUGUCGAAAACACUACUUUGCCCACCAAAAUUGGCCUUCUCAUCAGUUACUACAUUACUCUGUCAUUCUGGUCGGCCCAAACUCUCACGUUGUCGAUGGUAUCACGAAAUAUUGCUGGCCAAACCAAGAAGUCCACUGUGGUAGCUGCAACAUUCGUGUCAUGGGCUGCUGGUAACGCAAUUGGUCCCCAGGUGUUCCUUGACACAGAUAAACCACGGUACCACAUUGCCUGGAGUGUUCAUCUGGCUUGUUAUGCCUGUAUGGUUGCCGCCGUUGUCUACCUCCGCUUCCAUCUCAAGCGUGAGAACGCCAAAAAGGAUAAGAUAUUGGCAGAGGCAGGUCUCAGUGCCGCAGAUCCAACCCUCAUUCAUGCAUUCGAGGAUAAGACCGAUCGGGAAAACUUAAACUUCCGCUAUGUCUACUAG
This is a messenger RNA of Penicillium expansum, 1623 nucleotides long. RefSeq lists its product as uncharacterized. The coding region runs from base 1 to 1623 and encodes 540 amino acids. Gene Ontology annotation, cellular component: membrane. Gene Ontology annotation, biological process: transmembrane transport. The transcript has 6 exons. The record is from RefSeq and is a predicted model, not a curated record. NCBI's taxonomy places the organism in Eukaryota, Fungi, Ascomycota, Eurotiomycetes, Eurotiales, Aspergillaceae. Gene Ontology annotation, molecular function: transmembrane transporter activity.